Molecule: messenger RNA, 1711 nt
Organism: Didymella exigua CBS 183.55
Lineage: Eukaryota; Fungi; Ascomycota; Dothideomycetes; Pleosporales; Didymellaceae
Exons: 2
Coding region: 137-1501 (454 amino acids)
Source: RefSeq, a predicted model, not a curated record
CGCAUCGAAGCACUCGCGCUCGCUCAAUAAACCCGUCGUGAUAAGUGCAUUCAGAUAUAAAAGCCACGUCGUUUUGCUCUGGCUGCACCGUAGCCCCCCUCGCUGCACAAUCGGAAGCCGGAAAGCAUACAACGUCAUGUCGUCGCGACCUCCAGCCGAGUUCCUCACACUCCCGCCGGAGCUGAUUGAGGAUGUCGCGAAGCGAAUUUCUGACAGAAGAUCUCUGUCUAGUAUGCGCAUGACGUGCAAGGCGCUUGACCAACCAGCCUCGAAAGAGCUAUUCAAGUCUGUCUACAUCUCCCCUGCGGGAGAGGAUGUCAGCACCUGGAACAGUAUUAGCGAGCACAAUGUCAUUCGUCAUAUUCCUCGUCACGUUCUCAUUCGUACACAUUCAGAAGAAGAAGACGACCGAAGUAGCUGGAAUGGCGACAUUGAGCGUGAGGAAACUGGCUCCGACUUGGAGAACGCGAUUGCCGCGCUCUCAAAGUUUCCCAACCUUGAGUCCCUCCAGAUCAGCUUUACUGAGGAAUGCAAAGGCCGCGCCAAGGAGUCGUGGGAGGAUGAUCCAGCCGAGAGCGCGUCGCAGCGCGAAGACAUGCUGAGGCUUGUGUUCCAAGCCAUCAAGGCGAGAGCGGUGGACAAGGAAAACAGGACAAUCCGGAACCUGACCCUUGAGAACCUGCAAAACUGCCCCGUUCCGGAGUUUACGUCGUCAGAGCUCUUCCGAGACGUCAUGGGCCAGCUGGACGAGCUGCAUGUCUCGUUGACCCAGGAGUACAACGAGCAUGGUCCCGACCACGACUACACCAAGGUCGAGCUGCGGACUUUUCCGGCGCACUUUUGUGCGGACUGGCUGAAGCCUAUCUCCAGCAAAUUGAAGGCGUUAUCCAUCUAUCACCAUAACGAGAACUGGGGACCCUUUCCAGGCUACUUCGAUCCCAGCGGCAUUGAGUUCCCAAAGCUCGAAACCCUCGCCCUGGGAUACUACACGCUUGCGCACGACGCCGACCUGGACUGGAUUGUAGCCAUAAAAAGCCUACGCAGGCUUGUGUUGCACAACUGCAUGAUCGCCUCGUACGUACGUAUUUCCAGCGCGAACAUGGCGGAGUGGAAAAUGCCCACGCAGGACUGGAUCGCCAUGCCCAGCGAGUACGACGACAGCGAGUUCAAAUACGACGGCACGUGGAGCUCCUACCUCGAUCGCAUCGCGGAUGGCCUGCCGAGCCUGGUUGACUUCCGCUUCGAUCAGGGCGGACUCUAUCACGACAAGCCGUAUAGCGUGGUCCGUCGUGGUGAUUGUGAUGUCCGGAUCUUCCCUAAGCGAUAUGUCGUUUUCGACAAUGGGAUUUUGCCGACGCACUGGCCUGAGGCGGAGAGCGAUGGGGAAUUGUACACGUGGCUUGAGGAUGAGGAUGGGUUUCCGAAUUUGCAUGAGACGCAUUUGGAAGAAGACCAGGAGAGCUUGGAUAGGCUGCUGGAAAAGACGAGAUCCAGACGAUGAGCUUAUGGUGCUGUAUUGUAGCGUCACGGAAACAUGCAGUGCUAUCAGAACACGAUGUGCGUGUUUGACAUGAAAUGGCUAAACUAGUUAUUGUUAUAGCUACAACUACGUAGUCUUCAGAGACCUCGAGGGUACACACAUAUCCCCUGGCUGAACGCCGACUGAGUACCAUAGUCUAUGCUCUCCAUCAGAUAUCUUCGAAAACAUGGC